Messenger RNA from Xiphias gladius (swordfish), 10345 nucleotides. RefSeq names its product zinc finger protein 1035. The coding region runs from base 507 to 9371 and encodes 2954 amino acids. Lineage: Eukaryota; Metazoa; Chordata; Actinopteri; Istiophoriformes; Xiphiidae. The record is from RefSeq and is a predicted model, not a curated record. The transcript has 4 exons.
CUGAAAAUGCGCAAAUAAAGAUAAUGGAGGUGGAUCUGAAUCUAACGCCGCCGUCCGGAGCAUAACGGACUGUGUAGACCACGUCGUGCAGGAAGAACACGAGGCUUCUUGACUAAACAACCCCCAUCGACUCGCCGUCCAGCAAGGAAAAAAGGUCUCCUGACGGUAUUUCCCAGGGAAGACGGAAGCCAUCGGCAAGGAGGACAACCGCUUUCUCCGCGUACUGGCAAAGAUAGCCGAGAUGUAAUGUUUAUGAACGAAGUCUGUUAAGUGAUUAUUAAUUCACAGACAAUGUAGCCGAUAAGCCACAAAGGAAAUCUGGCGGCGAAGCACACAAGAGCAACACGGAGCACCGAUCUGGUAGCCAGGAAUGAUGUCUUUCAAGAUUUAAAUGUCGGCAGACAUUUUACCACAAGGUUUCCAUUUGGUUGUAACUCACAUCGUCAUGGAUUAACCUUGUUUAUCCAUGAAAAGGAUUGUGUUAGAUAACUCCUAGUUUCCGGUCCAUGCAGAGAAUGGCUCAUGGGUGGGAUUCAUAUUUCCAUAACCUCCCAUCUCUAUCAUCUGAUCCCAGGACUUUGACAAGGACAUCAGAGUCAGAAGGAAGUCUUUCCCAGCAUUUGGAGAACUUCAUUGGACAUCAUGACUUCACCGACACAGUGGCUUCAGAUGAAGCCCCUGCUACAAACUCAAACUUCAAUACGACUUAUUACUCAAAUCCCAGUACUGGAAAUUCCAGUUCAGACUGUGUUUAUCAAAGAUACUAUAGGGAGACGCCAUGGCAAGCUGAUGGAGAACAAAUGGAAAAAGAUUACUUGCCAAGUUGUGGAAAUAGCGAUAUUUCAGACUUUGCCACAGAUGGAUUACCGGCAUCAGGAUCUUUUCCCUCAUCUUUUGCAGCAGAUUUACAAGGACUUAAGCAAGACUGUGGAAUGCUAGCUACAUCAUUUCUUGAGGACUACUCAGAUGUCAGUAGCUGCUCGGAUGCAGAUGUUGGUGAAACAAGACCCUCUUGUAAAUUCAUGGCAAGUAAUUCAGUUCCAGAACCUAAAACUGAUGUUAGCACAAAACCCCACUCAUCAGAAUGGCUUUUCAGCCAUACUGGAAAUAUGUUUCCGACUGAGAGUCUGUGCCCUAACAUGUCAGAGACUAAUGUAAUUUUAAGAAGUCCAUCAAAUGUGAAGGCAGGAGAAAACAUAGUUGAAUGUUCACAAGACAAGAUGGAAGGUCCAGAAAAAACUGUCAAAUGUUAUGCAAGACCCGAUCAGUCCUCUACCUCUUCUAACGUGACAGUUACAGGGAGUGAGACUGUACAGGAUAGGAAUAAUAGUGAUGGUUGUCAGGAUCAGAAACAAAAGGAGGAUGUGGAGGGAAAUCUCAUGCAAGGAAAACACUCAGACAUCUCAAUAAGUUGCCAUGAAAACUUGACUGGUGGUGGAAUAAAGGGGUACCCAGAUGGUAGUGAGGAGGAACAGGUCACUGCAACUGCUCCAAAUGUAAUGACUACAUUUAACAAUGAGCAAGAUCACUUAGAUGAAAAAGUCAUAAGAGAGGAAAUGAAGAAAUCGUUCAACCAAGGAAAUGAGGGAUUUGAUCAUCUCAGCUCCACAAAUGAGCAAGAUAGAAUUAUGAGACAGGACAAGAAGGACAAAAUUGAAGCCCUAGAAAAAGAGAGAAAAUUAUCAGCCUCAUUAGAAAAUGAGACUUUUGAUGAGCAGAAUGCCCCAAAUCCACACUCCACUGACACUCGAGGUGAAAAUAUGCAAACUGACUGUAAGGAGAAAGAAAUUAAGUCAAAAACCUCUCAGUCUUCAGAUCCACUGGGUAUCAAGGUGUCACAUUCUAAAAAUGAUACUCAAGAGCUGCGUGAAUGUACAAGUACCUCGAAAAGCAACAGCCAUGAUGUUGAAUCCUGUUUGAAGUUACCUAGGCAUCAGUUUUAUGAAAGCGUAGCUCGAGACGGUAUUUGUAGUAGCCCUGCUGUGAUGAGUGAUGGUCAUUUGAGCGAUGCUAGUGACAAGAAAGUGAAAGGUGUUGCUAGUCAUGGAGAAUCUUGCUUACAGUUACUUAGCUCAAACACAGACAUAAAUCCCUCACUAGAAAAAGAUCGGACAGGUUCUGUUGAUACUAGUGACAAGAACAAGCAAAGUGUUGCUGAUCAUCUAGAAUUCACCUUACAACCAGACAGCUCAAGCGCAGGCAUAAAUGCAUGUCUAGAAGAGGAAUUGACAGAUCCAGUGGAAAGGACAAGUACAGCCGCCUCCACAGAUCCAGAAUGUCGUGGCCCUGAUGUGACUAGUGACAAUAACGAGCAAAGUUUUUCUAGUCAUGUAGAAUCCCACUCACAGCCAUAUAGCUCACGCACAGAUAGAAGAAAGAAAAUGACAAGUCCAACACAGAAGAAAACUACAACCUCUUCUACAGAUCCAAACAGUAGUGGUCCUGGUGUCACUUGUGGCUGUCUUUCUACUGACACUAGUGUUGCUAGUCAUCCAAAAUCCCGCUUACAGCAAGAUAGCUCUACCACAAACAUACAUUCUUAUGUAGAAAAAGAAUGGACAAGUCCAGCAGGGAGGACAAAUACAACCUCUCCUACAGUUCCAGAAUGUAGGAGCUCUGCUCUUACUAGUGACAGUAAUGAGCAAAGUGUUUGUUAUAGUUUAGAAUCUUGCUUACAGUCAAAGGCCUCAACGGCAGAUUUAAAUCCCUAUCUAAAAAAGGAAUGGAAGAGUCCAGCAGAGAAUACCAAUGCAACCUCUUCUCCAGUUAAACAACAGUCACCAGAUCAAAGUCCAGUUGCCCUAGAACCACAAAGUCUUGGUGGAAAUGCUGAUGAAAAUGCAAGACAGUCAUUUGAAGAGCUUGACACAUCUGCAGAGGAACAGUCGGUGCUUGGCAUGCUGUAUGGUGAACCUCUGUCAAGAGAAAACUCUUCGUGUGACACAGAUGAAACAAAACCUGGCACAAGAAAAUAUAAAGAAACGUCUUUGGCCAAACCUGACAGGAACAGCGUGGACCAUUCAGACAGUCAAACACCUCAACUAAAAUCUUCUGGACAAAUGAGAAAACAUCUGCAGCCUGUUGUAAUACUGAAGACCUUAGAGUCAGUAAAUGGAAUGAGUAACUCAUAUCAUUGCAGAGACUGCCGACACACAACCCACAAUGUAGAUAAUCUGAUUGAACACCACCAUUGUUGCCAUUCAGUGCACAAUUUUCAGUUUUGCAAGACUUGUAAUCUCUAUCUGAUGACGAAUGAGCGAGCAGAAAAACAUUUGUGUGGUGUCACCAAAGAAAACCCUCAGCAUUCUUCUGAACCUAGCUUACAGAAGAGAAGAAAACGCCAUGGCCGCCACAGGUGCAUAAGGUGCAGGCUCAUAUUUUCAAAACUAGUUCAAUAUAUCAGGCAUAUGCGGUCUCACACAGGCAAAACACCUUAUAAAUGUAAUGAAUGUGGAUUAUAUUUUGCACAGGCUUGUACCCUGCAAAGACAUAAGCGUAUACCUGGUAGAUGCAAGCAGGCAAAACUUCCAGUUACAAAUUCUGAUGUUGUUACCAGCGAAACUAAAACACCACCACAAAAGGACUUGGUAAAGAUCAAAACUUGUGCAAAUCUGCCCGAAUGUUAUGUAAAGCUUGUUGACAUCUCCAAGACUAAUCUGUGUAGUUUAUGUGGUAAAAGCUUCUCAACUGCAGAGAAGGCCAAAAAGCACUUCUGCAGCUUACACAAGGAAAAGAGUUUGGCAGUUCCAUCAAAUCAGCGUAGCACAAAACUCAGUGGUGAGAGAACUCAAAAAGUAGAGUGUGAGACAAGAGGAAAAUAUAAAUGUCCUCUUUGUCCACGGCUUUUCAAGUACUCCUACAACAGAGCUCGGCAUUUGCGUGACUGUGUCAGAGAUUCAGUAUGUGGUGGCAAGGAGAAAGUUGGCGGCAAAUAUCGGUGUCCCUUGUGCCACGCAACCUUUACUUUACCAUCCAACCGAUAUAGACAUAUUAAGGCAUUGUGCCUCAGAGAAUGUCUAAAUCAGCUUGCAAAAGAGAAGGCAAAAUUGAAGCAAAAGGUUGAACAAAAAAAAACAAAGGAAAUUGAGCAGAAAACACAGUCAAAGGAAAAUGAAGAAAAAACACAGUUAAAGGAAAAUGAACAGAAAAAACAAGCACCUCCAGCUAUAACAGCCCCCAAGACUGUUCCACGUUACAAAUGCAAUCUUUGUCCAGCAGUUUUCUGUCAUGCUUCUGGAAAAUACAGACAUAUGAAGAAACAUGAGUUGUUUAAACUCACUGGCAAAAUGUUCAGGUACAGGAAUUCAGUGUUCUCUACCAUGUCUAAACCAGCAACUUCAAGUAGUACAAAGACUGAAGAGAGAAAGGAGAAUUUAAAAUCAACUGAAGCAAAUAGCAGUCUUGCCCUGAGCUGUCAUUUUUGUGGAAAAUUUUUUAGCACAUCACAGUCACUGAAGAAACACGAGCGCAAUCACAGAGGUGAAAGACCGUACCGCUGUCUGGAAUGUGGAAAAGGAUUCAAAAAACGUGCCCAUCUGAUUGGUCAUAAAAUUGUUCACCAGAGGAGGAUACAGUGCACAGUCUGCCGAAAGAUUCUUCCAACUAUUGGAGAACUGAUCCAACACAGAAGCUCUCAUCUUAAAAGGGGAAAGCUUCAAUGCCCAGACUGUCAUCUACAGUUCCAGUAUCCUGCAUAUCUCCUUAGGCAUCUAGAUGCCCACAAACAUAGAGAAAACAAGGCACCUCAGCUUGAAGGGAGACCACCAUUAAAACCACAGCACUACUUGGAAUCUGUGAAAGAGCAGAGUGGACCGAAACAGCUACAGUGUUCCUUAUGCAAAGAGUUUUUUGAUGAUGCUCAAGUACUUAGAAAACAUUGUCUUACACACAUAUCUGGGUCCUCAUCAAACCAAUGUCCAUUUUGCAAACAUAGUUUCUCUAAUCGCCGCUAUUUGCUGCGCCACAUGAUCAAACAUACUGGAGACAAACCCUUCUCCUGCACAAACUGUGGAAAACAGUUUUACCGUGACUUGUACCUUAAACUGCACAGUGAGAGGUGUGUGCCUGCUCAAACCAGAUAUCUUGUCACAAUGGAGACCAACACUAAGACAAAGAGACCAUAUCAGUGUUCAUUUUGUCCACGGGCAUUUUCUAAGAAAAUCCGCUUGAAAGGUCAUCACCGAGGACACAAGACAAACUCGCUACUUCUAUGCUCAAGAUGUGACCAGUACUUUGGAUUUAGAAAAUUAAAUCAACAUCAGAGGAACUGCGGGGGGACUACAGAGCUCAACACUGGCUCUCCUAAUGGCGAUUUCAGUAAGAGCAUCCCUCAGACGAACCAGAAUGUCCAUAAAAUGCCUUUACAGUCCAAUGCUACCAAGAUGCUUCAGUUUAAAUGCCCUCACUGUACACAGAGGUUCAGGUACAGAUCAUUACUCUUGAGACAUCUUGUUUCACAUACUGGUGUGCAACCGUAUGCAUGUAUGCACUGUGGCCACAGAUAUCGAAGUCAGACAAUGUGCUUGCAACAUGAAGCUUUCUGUAAUGGAGUUUACAAAGAGGGGCCAUCAAAAGUCAUAAGUGAUGCUGCACCAAACUUGUUAAGCAUGCCAACUCUGAGAGAGGCAACACAGAAGCAAGCAGAAGGUGAAGCCGAGUACAAGUGCAAAUUUUGCACAAAGACUUUCGUGAAAUCACGAAACCUGAGACGUCACAUUUUAACACAUAAUGAAGUGAAGCCUUAUCGCUGUAAAGCCUGUGACAGCUGCUUUUCAAGGUAUGAUCAUCUGAAAGUACAUCAGACCCGCUGUAAAGGGAAAAGACCACGACUGGAAGUCUGUAUUCCCAAAAUCAGUUUAGAUGACGUUGGCAAGGGUUGGCAAAAUAAGUAUGGCAUUGAGCCUGUCAAAAAGCAGGAGACAUUUGAGUGUGAUGUCUGUUCGAGAAGCUUCUCGACUCAGUCUAAACUUUCCCGACAUGUCACUAUGUUCCAUGUUACAAAAUUAUUCAAGUGCACACGCUGUGGCUCGUCAUUCGCUCAUGAAAAAUCUCUGAAGAAGCACAGGAAGAUGAACAAGUGCAGAAAGGUCUCCAAUGAUACAAGUGCUUCUAUACCUCUGGGAACUAAUCCACCAACAGAAAAUGUGACAGAACCACUUCAUGGGGUGAGAAGUCGAAUUCUACAGAGGAUCAAGCCUUCUUUUAGCAAAAAGUACAAAUAUGUAUGUAGUUAUUGUCCCCGUGCUUUUGGAAACCGCUGGCAAUUAGGCGUGCACACCCGCCUGCACACGGGAGAGAAGCCAUUUGCCUGUGAUUAUUGUGGUCAGAGAUUUAUAAGGAAGGAUUAUGUGCAGCGUCAUUACGCAAAGUGCACCAAGAAACAGCAGCAAAGUAAAGUGCUCUGUGACCGAUGUGGAGGAUUUUUCUCUAAGGUCAAGCUUGAAAAUCACAAAAAAAUUUGCACUUCAACUCCAAGCUUAUCAAAGUCAACAGUUUGCCAAAGUCAACAGUCACCCUCUCAAAGCCCACCAAAAGGCUUUUCUUGUGCAUACUGUAGUUCUCAUUUUUUGCUAUUUUCACAGCUCCAAGAGCAUUUUUUAAAUGCACACAAGCUGGAAACAGUGGUUCCACCCGUGUCUACUGCACCCCUACAACAACACCUGUCAAAUAUACCAAACAUCAAAGAGGAGCCUUUGGAUGAGAUUUGUGACGAACGGCUUAGUGAUGGUGCUAAUUUAAUAUGUAAAUUAGAUACAGCUCUUAAUAGUGAUGUACCAAAACAGUUUCUCUGCCCAGAGUGCAACAUUUCCUUUGCAAGUAAAGCUGGACUAACUGGUCAUCAACGUGUACACUCAAUGGAGCACCCUUUUAACUGUAAAACAUGCAAGAAAGGCUUCUGGAAUAAGAGUCUUCUCCGUAAUCACUACAGGAAAUGCAGAUUUGGACGCAUUUCAGAGAGGAAUACAACCCAACAGUUGGAAGUCCCCUUGAAAGCAGAGAUUGACUUUGCGCUGAAUGACUCUGUUCUAGUGUUCAAAGAAGGCUCUACAGCAACUGGCACUGGGGUUUUGCAGACCAACUUUUCCUGCAAAGAUGAUUUAAUGGAAGAAUCCCCACAAGAUUCAGAGGGAAAUCAGGUGCAAAGCAGCUCAAGUCAAGAGAAGAAAGCUGUGCAGUACCAAUGUUCAGAAUGUGAUAAGAGCUUCACAGAUGGCUUAUUGCUCAUUAGUCACCUUGAAGACCAUGGAAGACAGGAACAAGAGAAAAAGCGCAAUACAUGUACUAAGUGUGGACGAGUGUGCACUAGUCAAGGAAAUCUUGAAAAACACAUGAGGAUGCAUGGAAUUAACCAGAAAUACCCUUGUCCUGAUUGCUCCAAGAUUUUUUACACCUUAUCUGAUCUUGAAAUCCAUAGAACAUGUCAUGACUCAAAUAGACCUUAUGUUUGCAAACUGUGUAAUCAGAGGUUUUGGACAAGACCGUCUUUAUGCAAUCAUUACAGUGAAGACCAUCCAGAUGAUGUAUUUACCUGUCGUUUCUGUAACAAGACCUAUUCAGUCAAAAAAUCACUAACAAGACACUAUAAAAAGUGGCAUCAAAAAGAGCAGAAGGACCUCACGAGUACUUUACAGGAAAAGAGCAGCACUGAACAACAAUCCAGUAGUCAAGUUAGUACAACUGGGGAAAGUGAUGAGGAUGAAAAUAACGGCAGUGAGGACAGUGACUCAGACUCUGCACCAUACUUCCCGUGCCAUGUAUGCGGCAAGACAUUCCCAACAUCAGAAAGUCUUGAGGAUCAUCAACGGUGUCAUCUGGGCGAAAAACCACACGAAUGUGAAGAAUGUGGUAGAUGUUUUUUCCAGGCUUCCCAGCUGCAGCAGCAUCAACGAAUGCACAAGUCUGAAUUUCAGUGUCAGGCAUGCGGCAGGGGUUUUGUUUCUCUCUUUGCACUGCGUAAACAUAAGCAUACUCAUGGCAAGAGCCGUCCAUAUCGUUGCUCUAAGUGUCACUUCAGUUUCACAGGACCCUCACAGUUAGCAGAACACAUGACUACCCACCGUGAAGAGAACUUCCCAUGUGAUAUAUGCAAUCGUGUGUUUCUCUCCAAGAGUAGUAGAGCUGAGCAUCGGAAAAGCCACUCCAAAUUAGGUGACCAUCCCCCGCCUUCAGUUUUGAGGGUAGAGCAGGAAAAGCCUCCUUCACCUUCUGAAAGCUCAUCAGUAUUCACCAAAGAACUUAAAUAUCGCUGUGGUGUUUGUAAUGAGCGUUUCAGAGACCCAGAGGAGCUCUCAGAGCACGGUUGCAUGGCAGCCAAAGAGCGACCAUACUCAUGUUCAGACUGUGAUAAACAUUUUCUGCAUGCAUCUCACCUGAAAACACAUAAGACCACCCAUCAACUAUCAUGGUCAAGUAGUGAAUAUCCAUGUAAUCACUGCAACAGUAGUUUUUCCUCCUCUGAGCACUUUCUCAGCCAUCUUAAGACCCAUGUUGAUACUGCAGCAGAAAUUAAAUGUAAAACUGAAGGUAAAGAUAGAGGACCUUCACACCGCUUCAUAUGUCCAGUUUGCCAUCAGUGUUUUGCCAGUGCCACUGAAUUAAUUGGUCAUUUUCCCACACAUCCUGAUAGUACAUUUGAAUGCAGAAUUUGCAAAAUGACAUUUCCCUCUGAACACAAGCUUGAAGAACAUGGGCGCCGUCACCUGACAUCGGCUACUGAAUUUGAAUGCACAGAUUGUGGCCAGAACUUUUUGGGAAGCGAUGCUUUCCGCAAGCACCACUGUUCCCGUCAACCGAAUGCAAUAAUGGACUCCAAAUACUCAAAUCCAUCAGCUAAGGCAUCCCCUCCUGCCUAUUAUAAAGCAGCAGGAGACGAGGAGGAGAUUGAUGUUACUGGAGAGGACUUGUACAAUUGCCCUCGUUGCUCAAUGCAGUUCUCCUCCAAAAGUGGUCUCUUGGAGCAUCAAAAUAAACACCACCUAAAUGAGAAGCCAUUCAAAUGUGAGAUUUGUGGGAAAACUUUUGCAGUGCGGCGGUACCUUAAAGAGCAUGAGCGAAGGCAUCGCUUAAAAUUGGCUGCUCAAAACACAGCUCAGUCAGCCGAAAAGAAGUUGAAAUGUAACCAUUGCCACACCGAAUUCAAUACAGCACAAGAUCUGUCUUUGCAUAUGAGACUGCACGCUGAAAAAGAAGUCGGAGAGUACCGUUGUGAUAUGUGCUACAAGUCAUUCAGCCACUGGUCUCUUCUUAAGCAGCACCAAGAAAGUCAUGUUGGUGAAGUUGUAUAUGAAUGCACAGAAUGUGACAAAGCCUUUGCUUUUCCUCACCUACUAGAGGAACAUCAACAAACUCAUGCUGGUUCCUCUCAGUUAUGAUUGUUAGAUACCAUCUACCUUAUCUUCCCUUUGAAUAACUGUAACUAAAGUAACUUGAAAUCCCUUUCAUGCCUUACAUCGGACUGUACCUCCACUUGCAAUCACAAAAUAGAUCCAAUUUGUAUUUUUGGCCCUAGUUACAUACUUAGAAAGCUCUUGACUCAUGUCACUAUGACAGAGCAUCUUCUCCUGAGUCUAUUGACAUUGUAUAUAUAUUUUUAGUUCUAAUAUUGGGAUUUUGUAUACAAAAGAUUUGCCACAUAGUUUCUUGAAAGUGUUUGUAAAUCUAUGAAGAAGCUGUGUAAAGCUGUUUAAUAUUCUGUGAUUAAUACAAACAAAGCAUGAUGGGAUAAGAUGUUUAUAAAAUGUCUUGGAUAAAGGCUGAAAUUUCUGAUCAAAUAUGAUCAUUUUUGAUGUUUGACAUUUAUUUUAAAAUAGUUUUAGUCCGUUUUGUUGCCAAUGUGUAAAAUAGACUUAAAACUAGUCAUUUUAAUCCGGUAUUUUCUAUGGUAUGACUAUUCAUGUACUAUAGAUAAUUUUGUAAUUUUCAGUUUAUCAUUUCCCUGUGUUUAUCAUGGGUUGCAUUUUUUUGAUAUUGAUAAGUAUCUUGUACAGACACUCAAAAGAUGAGUAAUUGAAUGUCCUUUUCACAACCCGAGGAUGUUACUUUUCUUAAGAAAUUUGAGUUGAUGCAUUCAAUUAAGAAGUAAAGUCAACAAGAAAAUCAAUUUUUGGUGCUUGUUUACAUUUCUGUGUCCUGUGGGGAGGCUAACAGAAGGGACCCCAAGAAAUAUUGGCUUUUUAUGAAAAGCCUCACAUUGCUAAACCAAAAAAGUUGAUGUAAGAAGCUCCGCUAACCAAAAUCAGAGGUGAUAUUAUUGGUCUAACUGAAGCAUCAUGUUAAAUCACAGACCUGAAGAAGUAGAAAUAAUACAAGCACCUGCAACAUCAACACCAAAAGAACACAACACUUA